AUGGAAUCCAAAAAAUUAUUUGUUGGAAAUUUAGCAAGACGAAUUGAUCAAGAUGAUUUACUAAACGUAUUUGGACGAUAUGGAAAAAUAAUUGAAUGUGCAAAAUUUCAUGAGAGUUAUGGUUUCGUUCGUUAUGAUCGUGUCGAAGAUGCAUCAGUUGCUUUACAUGCAACACAGGGUACAAGUUUAAAAAAUCGUCCAAUGAAAGUAGAAUUUGCACAGAGUGACACAUUACCAGAAAAGCCGUUAUCAUCACCACCAAGACAAAUAUCAGCUUCAGGAAGAAAAAACUGUGUUAAUCGUAUACUACGUUUUCAAACUGACAACGCACAUUCAAAACCGAGAACUAGAAAAUCGAUGGAAAAAUCCAUACAAAAAAUUCAGAUUUCUAAAUAUUGUGUACUGCUUAAUACAUCUUGUGACUUAACAACUCCACCUUCGUCUCCAUCAACAACAACAUCAACAACUGUCUCAUCAUCCUUACCCAUGUCACCUGCAUCUUCAUUAUCUUGCUGUUCGUCAAACAGUUUUUAUCAAUUUAUAGAUUGGUCACCAAAUGAUAAUAAUAGUUUGUAUCCAAUAUGGAAUUUUGUUAUGUUUCCUGAACUUGCAUUAAAACCAGAAGAAUUAUCAAGUUAUAUUUUAUAUUGA
Messenger RNA from Didymodactylos carnosus, 651 nucleotides. The record is from the annotation of a GenBank genome assembly. Lineage: Eukaryota; Metazoa; Rotifera; Eurotatoria; Philodinida; Philodinidae.